AUGGCUGGCUUCCGUCCCGAGGAGGAGCUUCUCCCUCAUAUUGUGGACCAUUAUGCGAAAUUCAAGCCAGACCAGCUAUAUGCCGAGUAUCCCAGGUCUCCUACAAGUUAUGACGAGGGCUUCCGACCCAUUACCUACCGAGCCUUUGCAAAUGCCAUCAACGGAAAUGCCUGGUGGUUAACUAAAACGCUUGGCCGAGGCAACGGCGAGCCCUUGGCCUAUAUUGGUCCCAAUGACCUGCGAUAUCCGGCUUUGGUCCUGGGUGCUGUGAAAGCAGGGUACUGUAUGUUCCUCCCCUCUCCUCGCAACAGCAUUGCCGCCCAUAAACAUCUACUCGAAACUAUCAAUUGCACGAAAAUUCUCACUCCUACUCCACGUCCACCAUUUGUCACUGCAAUUCUGGAAGCAGUGCCAUUGUCAGCGUACGACAUUCCUAGUCUUGGCGACUUGCUUGCCACGGAGUACCCGCAUUUCGAGUAUACCAAAUCAUACCCUGAAGGCUUGGAUGACAAGCUAGCAAUUAUUCAUACUUCCGGCUCUACUGGAAUCCCCAAACCGAUUACGUGGAGGCUAUCCACGGCUUGUGUACACAUUCGAAUGUGCCAGAUUGACGCGCCCGAAGGGUUCGAAAACCAACAUAAGUGGUCAAUUGGAAAGAGGCAAUUCAUGCCUUUGCCUCCUUUCCAUGCUGCGGGUCUAGCAAGUUUGACUUUCAUCAAUAUUCCAGCAGAUGUAAUAUGUAUUAUUCCUACCGCCGCGGGACUUCCCACAGCUUCUGCCUUGGUUGAGGCAUUGAAACAGACACCGAUGGACAUGGCGGCUCUCGUACCGUCAAUUGUACAAGAACUAGCACAAGAGCCAGACCUUCUGGAUUUUUGCGCCCAGAACCUGGAAUACUGCUUUUACAUGGGCGGCGAUCUACCUCAGGCAAUUGGUGAUACAGUUGCAGCCAAGAUCAAGCUCUCCAAUCACUACGGAUCUUCCGAAGUAGGCCUCCUCACUCCAAUUUACGAUCUCAAUAAUCGAGAUCGCUUAAAGGAUUGGAGAUAUAUUCAAUUUCAUCCAGAUCUGGGUUCUGAGUUCCGCCAGGCUACUGAUACUGAGUAUGAGCUUGUUCUGGACUGGUCACCGGAAAGUGAGAAAUACCAGAUGCCAUUCAAUAUCUUUCCAGGGCUGAAGGAAUUCCACACGCAUGACCUGUUCGUCCGCCAUCCAGAUCCUAAUAAAUCUAACCUGUGGCGUUGGAGCUCUCGCUCAGAUGAUGUGAUUGUUUUUCUCAAUGGCGAAAAGACGAAUCCCGUCUCCAUGGAGCAACAUAUCACGGCUUCCAACCCCGGUGUCACCGGAGUUUUAGUCGCUGGCGCACAGCGGUUUCAGGCUUCAUUGAUUGUCGAAUACGGCAACAAGGAGCUGCUAGACCCGAGUGAAAGAGCCGCUACCAUUGAAACCCUCUGGUCGAGUAUUGAAGAGGCAAAUCAGGCAUGCCCUGCUCAUGCCAGAAUUGCUCGAACUCAUAUCCUUUUCACCACUCCUGAAAAGCCAUUCCCUCGUGCCGGAAAAGGUACCAUACAGCGAGCCGCUGCCUUGGCUCUAUAUUCUUCAGAGAUAGAAACGCUUUAUUCACACGCAGACCAGCUAGGGACACAUACUGAUGACGAGCCAGUUGGACCUGGAAGGGUUAGCGAGAUCGAGCAAAUCUCCGAAUUCAUUCUACGAACUCUGUCCUCCAUCACCAGCUGGACUCCUGAGCAGAUCAAGACUUCGGAUAAUUUCUUUCAUCUGGGACUGGACUCUUUGCAGACUAUCACAGCCACACGAUCCUUCAAGCGUGGCUUUGAUCUGCCAUCAUUCAGCCCGAAUCUCAUCUAUCUUCACCCAUCGCUUUCGAGUCUGGCACAGGCAACGAUGAAGCUCAUGCAAGAUGAUCAAAUUUCCGAGAACGUGGUCAAGGAGGCACAACUACAAGAACGAGAUCAAAUCCUCACCGAGUUCAUCGCAAAAAUUGAUGGCCCUCACAUAAAUGCAACAUGCACAAACCCUCCGACUUCACAUACCGUCUUGCUCACCGGGUCAACGGGGACACUGGGUACAUACAUCCUAGAUACACUUCUAAAAGAUGCAUCAGUCGCACAUAUUCACUGCCUCAAUCGCAAGGCAGACAGCCUAAAUGUACAGCGCCAGAAAAGCGGCGUUUAUCAUCUGGACUCCACCCUAGACUCUUCCCGAGUCACACUCUGGCAUGCAGAUCUAUCUCAAAACGAUCUCGGAUUGGAACAAGAGUCACUCAAGCUCCUUCAGGAGUCAACUACCGCCAUCAUCCACAACGCUUGGAAUGUGAACUUCAAUCUCUCACUCCCAUCAUUCAAACCCGAUCUACUGGGCGUGGUCAACCUGAUCAAUUUCACGGCAUCUGCAUCAAAGACACCUACUCUUUUCUUUCUCUCCUCUAUCAGCUCCGUCAUGGGCCAUGAGACCGAUUCACGUCUGACACCAGAGAGUAUCAUUUCCACCAACACGCCAGGUCCGAAUGGAUACGCCAACAGCAAAUACGUCGCUGAGAAACUUUUAGACCACGCAGCUCAAAUACUUGGGAUUCGGACAUCCUUGGCCCGAGUUGGCCAGGUAGCGGGUGCAGUACGCACACCUGGUCUCUGGAACAAAGCCGAGUAUUUCCCCAGUCUGGUGAAGAGCUCGUUGCACCUUGGCGCGGUACCGGCUAGUGUCGGUGCGACACUUGGUAGAAUUGACUGGGUACCUAUUGAUCUACUUGCUGAGGUUUUAACUGGUUUGGCCUUGCGCGAGUCUCAACCAGGUUGCAUUAACGUCUAUCACCCAUUGAACCUGCACCCAACGACAUGGGACAAGAUCAUUGCCGUUGUCGCCGAUGAACUUUCCCAGGUUACAGGGGAACCCUUGGAUUUGAUCGAUUUGUCGAAGUGGGUGCAGCGAGUACGGCAGGAUAUCGAGACUGCUGGUGGAACUCGGAGAGUGGUUGGCGAGUCGGACCUGCAGGUACUCUUGGAGAAAAACCCUGCCGCCAAGCUACUUGAAUUCUUCGAAGGGUUACUAUCUGUGCAGUCUGACAAUGUCUUGGACACACAAGAGACGGCUAGUGUCAGUGAAAAGUUGAGGUCGAUCGAGGGUAUCAAGGAGGAAUGGAUUCGCAAGUGGAUCAGGGAGUGGAUUUAG
Molecule: messenger RNA, 3189 nt
Organism: Penicillium subrubescens
Lineage: Eukaryota; Fungi; Ascomycota; Eurotiomycetes; Eurotiales; Aspergillaceae
Product: NRPS-like enzyme
Exons: 1
Coding region: 1-3189 (1062 amino acids)
Source: RefSeq, a predicted model, not a curated record